AAAUAAGGUGACGUGUGACAGCCUGUUUCCUACCUCAGCUGAGCCUACGACUCCUUAUAAAAAACCUAACUUUUCCUGGUCACCAGGUCUUUGGUUUCUGACCUUUUAAGGUCUGGCCACUGACCACACAAGACACCGCCAGUUCCAGCGACAGCACAACAGCAGCCACAUGGAGACUCACCAACUUCGUCCAACAGCAUUCGGCGACCUCCAUCUCCAAACAUCUCUCUACGUACACAACUCAACAAGCAAUUCACCUUGGUUACAACACUGCACUGUUCGUGAAUUACUUCGCCAUGGAUCAACAGCAAGUAUAAUAGAUCAACUAAAAACCAGUGUUUUUUCUCCAUGGUCUGUUAUUGUCAAGAUGGCUAGCGUUGCACUUGACUGUUCACACUACAAGCGAGAUUGUUCUUUAGUGGCACCUUGCUGCAACAAGGUGUAUGUAUGCCGGGUAUGCCAUGAUGAUGUCGAAGAUCACACUUUAGAUCGGACCACAGUUGAGAAAAUAGUGUGUAACAAAUGCUCAACAAAACAGCCCGUCAGUGACCGUUGUUCAAAUUGUGACAUCAAGUUUGCACAGUACUUCUGUGCCAAGUGUCGACUUUAUGAUAGCAAUGACCUAAAACAAUUUCACUGUGAUGGUUGCAGACUCUGUCGGGUUGGUGGACGAGAAAACUAUUUUCAUUGUGAAAAAUGUGAUGUGUGCCUUUUGUUGUCUAUGAAAGACACGCACGAGUGUUUAGAAAAAAUAUCUCACAAUGAAUGCCCAGUUUGUCUUCAGAAUCUGCAUACUUCCAGAAAACCUUCAAGGAUCCCUAAGUGUCGGCAUAUGAUUCACGAGGAGUGUUUUAAAAAACUUUUUCAAUAUGGCCAUUUUGCAUGCCCUAUCUGUGGUACAUCAAUGACGAACAUGUCUCAAAUCUGGAAAAUGAAAGAUGAAGAAGUCAAACAUACUGAAAUGCCUCAGGAUUAUAAAGAGAUCAAAACAAAUAUUCUUUGCCGUGAUUGUCAUAAGCAAAAUGUUGUUGACCUUCACUUUUUAGGACUGAAGUGUCCUGACUGUGGUUCUUACAAUACCUGCCAGUAGUCCUGCUUCUGUCUGGUUUCUACAUGGAAAUAUCUGAUGCCAUAUUUUGGUUGUGAUGACCAGUGAUUAUAAAGAUUAUAUCUCUGCAUAUUUUUUUCUGUAUUCACAAUCAAGCCAACAUAAAAAUUCAUUUUAAUUUCAAAUAAUAGCUCUCCAUCUAUUAAAUCUCAUUUUUUUUUUUUACUUCUUUAGAUCUUUAUAGUGAAACUGUAUAUCUUCAACAUCAAUUGUUGUUGAAUUAGAUUUAUCUCAAAAUUAUCAGACCAUUUUGCUAAAUAAUAAGGUUUUUUUUCUUCUUUUGCUUACUGUAGGGAUUAGAUGGUUAUGCUAAUUUGGACUUGCAAUUUUUUGGCAUAGAGUUUUCUGCCAGUUUUGACAUCAAAUAUUCAGUUUUAAAAAGAGAAAAGAACAACUAUCUGUUACAUGAUUGUAAUUUAUUUUACCAAUGGGUAUAAUAAUGUGCUAAGUUAAAUUUAGCUGAAAGAAACUAACUAAUUCAUCACCUUAACCAAAGAAUGAUAAUGGCUAAACAGUAGUACAAGUCUGUAAUUUUUUACACGAACAGACUGCUUUAGGUUUUCUUUUUUUUAGUUCUUUAUGCCUUUUCUUUUUUAUUCUACCAAUACGCAUUUAUUUGAAUAUUUUUAUUAUUUACUUUUGAAGAUAAACUUUAAAUUUUACACAUAGAUUAAACAUGGAAGAAGUUUUUUAAAGAUGUAUGUUUUAGUGAUAUGUAAAAUAAAUUUUCCUCAUAUAACUUGAGGGAUUAAUUAUCA
This is a messenger RNA of Octopus bimaculoides (California two-spot octopus), 1866 nucleotides long. RefSeq names its product RING finger and CHY zinc finger domain-containing protein 1. The record is from RefSeq and is a predicted model, not a curated record. Gene Ontology annotation, molecular function: zinc ion binding; ubiquitin protein ligase activity. NCBI's taxonomy places the organism in Eukaryota, Metazoa, Mollusca, Cephalopoda, Octopoda, Octopodidae. Gene Ontology annotation, cellular component: nucleus. Gene Ontology annotation, biological process: protein ubiquitination; ubiquitin-dependent protein catabolic process.